CUCACACCACACACCAUGUUCGCUCGCCUCCCAAUCCGCUCUCUGCCGCGCGCCGUCGCACCGACGCUGCGCCGGGCGCCCGUCGCGCGCCGCUCGCUCGCCACGUCGCCCGUGCGCCGUGCGUCCGAGCCGCAGGACCCGCCGCCGAUCAUGCCGGCCGCCAUGGACAAGCUGCUCGGCUCGCCCAAGGCUAUGGCCGCGGUGGAGCGUCUGAUGCAGCUGCUCGAGAGCAAGGGCGUGGACGUCAAGAGCGGCAAGCCGCCGAGCAUGUUCCAGCUGGCCAAGAUUGCGGCCGACGGCGAGGUGCGCCAGAAGGUCAGCGAGGUGAUGACGGAGCUGAAGGACGCCGGCGUCGAUGUCUCGCCCGAGAAGCUGCAGCAGCUGCUCGGCGGCAACAACCCGUUCGGCAACGGCAGCGAGGGCGAGAAGAAGUGAAAACUUGGGCGAUAUGAAGAACGACGAGAGAGAGAGAGAGAGCACACACGUGUAUCAGUAGCUGGUCUGCAUCACAUUGGGCCCUGAAGCCAACAGCGCAAUCUCAGACGUUGCCGCACA
Molecule: messenger RNA, 555 nt
Organism: Tilletiopsis washingtonensis
Lineage: Eukaryota; Fungi; Basidiomycota; Exobasidiomycetes; Entylomatales
Exons: 3
Coding region: 16-435 (139 amino acids)
Source: RefSeq, a predicted model, not a curated record